Molecule: messenger RNA, 37826 nt
Organism: Coregonus sp. 'balchen'
Lineage: Eukaryota; Metazoa; Chordata; Actinopteri; Salmoniformes; Salmonidae
Source: the annotation of a GenBank genome assembly
AUGUCGAAGGGCGACCGUCCAGCCAUCAUCUCAAACAUCAGCACCCCCAGCGCCCACCAGUCCACACUGAAACCUGAACCCACACAAUUGACAGAAAGUCAUCUAAAUGACUUUACAUUUCAAUAUAAAUACACAUAAGAGAACAUGCUUGUGCAAACAAUGAUGUGCAUGGAUAUCUAUAAUGAUGUGCAUGUAAUAUGAUUGUCUUCUGCUUCUGAAUCUGAGGCAAAUGUGCAUUAUUUGUAGCAGACAGUCUUACCGUAGUCCUCUCCUCUUAGUAUCUCAGGGGCGAUGUAGUUGGGGGUUCCACAGAAUGUACUGGUGGUGUCUCCCGGCCUCAAGCCCUCCUAGAGAGCACAGCAGUCAGCACACACGUCUCACAACGUAGAGGCAUUAACACACACAAACACCUCAGAGCUUACAUGUAUGCGCAUGCAGAACUGCAUAAACACACACACACACACACGUCAGCACACAAACACAAAAAGAUACACACACACAGUACACAGACAGACAGAAACACACAGGCAUAAGCACACCCAGGGUCAGACCCCGACACCCACCUUGCACAUGCCAUAGUCAGUGAGUUUGAUGUGUCCUUCAGACUCCAGCAGCACGUUGUCCAGUUUGAGGUCUCUGUAGAUGAUGCCUCUCUCAUGGAGGUAGUUCAAUGCCAAGCUGAUUUCUGCUGAGUAAAACCUGACAGAGAAAGAGAUGGAAAAUUAUCGGUCAAGACUCAAGUCACACACCCAGAUACAUCACCGUCUAAGAGCUACACAACUAAUCACCAAGCUCUUCAUUAGUUGAAUCAGGGUCGUGUUCAUUAGACACCAAACGGAAGAAAAUGUGCCGAAAGGAAGGGACUACCAGGACUUGUCCAAUAAGAAACGCUCAUUUUCAAUAGCAAAAGGUUCUGUUGCGUACCCUAGUGAACAUAACCCAAGUGUAGCUAUGACAUCAUUGUUCAAACCUGGCGUGUUCCUCGGGUAGCUUCCUCUGUCUCUGCAUGUGGAACAUCAGGUCUCCUCCGUUAACAUACUCUAUGACAAAGAACAGUCUGCUCUCAGUCUGGAAACAGGAGUGUAGCCCCACUAGGAAGGGGUGGUUGGACGCCUGCUCAAACACGUGCUUCUCUGUCUGGACCCAGUCAAUGUCCUACAACACAGGGAAUAACACACACAGGAUGCAUUUGGAAAUCCAGCACACUUGAAAUCAUAUCAAACACUUGCUAAAUAAGCAGACAUAACCAGUCAGCCAUCUGAUGAGGACAGACAGACGGACAGAGUGAAAGAGUGGAUGUGACAGAUCUCUAUUGACGGACAGAUAGAAAUAGGUCUGGACAGAGCAGCCUUAGACAGACAGACAAAAAUGGACGUGAGGAGAGUGAAAAUGUCUGAAAACACAGUGAGUGGUUCUGUUGACAGGCUUCUAUUGACGAACAGGUAACAAUAGGUCAAGACAGAGCAGCCUCUCAGACAGACAGAGGAGAGAUGGCACAGAUGAUUGAUCAGGUAGUGUCUGUCAACGUGUCAGACCAAGUGUGUGUGUUUCUUGAGUGUGUGUGUGUGUGUGUGUGUGUGUGUGAGUGCAUCUGUGUACGUUUACCUCAUCGUCGUUGACCAGCUCCUUCUUGACGACCUUCAUGGCGUAGAUCCUCUCAGUCUUCUUGAGUCGGACAAGCAGGACCUUAGCAUAACUGCCCCGCCCGAUCACCCUCAGCAGGUCAAAGUCCACCAGACCCAGACUGGACGCUGACUUCCCUGUGUCUCUGCUGCUGCGCGCCUAGAGGACAGAGAGGUGGACAGAAAUAGGAAUGAGACAAAAAGACAGGUUGCCAUCACUCUCCCUCGCCACAACUUUGGCAACAAACACACUUCUCUCACUCAUACACAAUCUCAGUCCAUCUUCCUCACCUCUUUCUCUUCUCCAUUGUAGUUUAGACUCUCACUGGAAUCUUUGUUCUGAGGACCUGAGAGAGAGAGUGACAGAGAGAGAGAUAGAUAGGGAGAGAAAGAAAGCAAGAGCAGUCACAUAUCCUCCUAGACACUAGAGGGCAGACCUGCCAACAUUGAAUAACUUUUAUGAGUACCACUUCAGCGGUAGCCCCGGCCCCGACGACUGUGCGCGACAUCCACACCGCACCUUUUAUAGCCUAAUGAUGUUGGCAGAAAACUGCCUCAGUAGGAAUGGUAGGCUAUAGACUUAUGGGUAUUUGGUAAUUGGCUGCUCUUCAAUUUAAAUGUAGAAAUCAGGGCUCUCCCUAGGAUUUUCUGACAAGGUGGUGCUGAUGUAGGCCUAAGGUUGGGUAGGGGAAGAUCUGGAGGGGGUCAGUCAACUUUCCCCUAAGGAAGUUGGAGCAUUUUUCAUUUUAGAAAAACCUGUAACUGCCAUUUCCUGAAACCAAGAGUCUUAAAUUAUAUCAAACAAUGUAGCCAACACAGAAGUCUUGUUUGAUCCAAAAUGAAAUUGAGGUGGUCUCAAUGACACUUUCAAAAUGUUCUAGGUUCAAUUUGGAGUAAUGAUUAUUCUAAUUAUUAAGUGUCUUUAUGUGGAUAGUCUAGUGUUUGUUUCUGAAUAUUUCAAUUACUGGAUGCCAUGUCGUAGUAGUCUAGCUUACUGUAGGCUAUUUGGAUUAUGAAACUGAACUAGGCCUAUAUGAGCUGACUACUAGACAACCUUAGCAGAAAGCGGAUGUUGCCGGUUUUCAGGGAUACAGUAUUUUCAUCCCCACUUCCGUUUCCCCCUGAAAAACGGAAGUGGAGACUCCGCUCUGGCGUCCAUCUACGCCUGCUACGUUAGGUUAACUACUAGGCUACCAUUCAUUCAACAUGCCUUGUCAUUGGUGAACUGACGAUUAUCAAAUCAUUAGCAGCCUACUGUUGACACAGCUAUAUGAAUAACUGAUUAAUUAACAUACGCCUACUAAUCUUUAACAGUCUAACAUAACUUUCUGUGAACGACUGUAUUAGCGGAACAGCUCUCUCUGCCAUGUCUGUUUCCAUCCACGCAGUAACACGCACUGAACUACUGCAACACCGUACAUGUUUCCUUGUUCGUCAAUGUGCUCGUGCUUACUACCGUUGCGGAGAUCAAAGCACGUGUGGGCAAGAAAGUGUUAUUUCUUAGUUGACUAAACGCUGUAGCUACAGUGGCUUCAGAAAGUAUUUGCAUCCCUUGACUUUUUACACAUUUUGUUGUGUUACAGCCUGACAUUUUAAUGGAUUCAAUUGAUAUUUGUAAUCACUGGCCUACACACAAUACCCCAUAAUGUCAGUGGAAUUAUGUUUUUAGAUCAAUUUUUUUAUGAAUAAAAAAUUAAUGUAAAACUGAAAUGUCUUUAGUCAAUUAGCCCUUUGUUAUGGCGAGCCUAAAUACAGUGGGGAGAACAAGUAUUUGAUACACUGCCGAUUUUGCAGGUUUUCCUACUUACAAAGCAUGUAGAGGUCUGUAAUUUUUAUCAUAGGUACACUUCAACUGUGAGAGACGGAAUCUAAAGAAAAUCACAUUGUAUGAUUUUUAAGUAAUUUAAGUAAACUGCACGUUCUGCCCUUAUUCACAGAUUCAUUUUUUUUUCAGCUGAGACAGCUUUAUAUAUUAAUGAUACAAAGUAAACAACCUACAAAUAUGUCUGACGACUAAAUACUUGCGAGUGAUUUGAGGCAAAUUGAGCUUCAGAUAGCCACCGCCACUCUAGCCAUCCCCAGGAUCAACACAGACUGGUGGUGCAGUUGUGGCAAUUGCGCUCCAAUGCCGCAAAAGAGAACGAGGAGCAGUUCGUUUGAUUUUGCGACCACAGGGAUUUUGCUGCCCACAUAAACUCAGGUGUCCCAAAAAUAUAUAUAUAUCCUAAACAAAAUUGGAGACGCACCCGUUCCAGCUGGGCCAAAUGGACAGUUAUCUAACUAGAAAGUAGCUACUUUACUUUAUUGAAUGAUCGCUUGUCAUAAACCUCUAUGAGUGGGACAGUUAGUGGGUUUACAUACACAUUAACCCAAAACACUACAUAGCAUACAGUGGGGGAAAAAAGUAUUUAGUCAGCCACCAAUUGUGCAAGUUCUCCCACUUAAAAAGAUGAGAGAGGCCUGUAAUUUUCAUCAUAGGUACACGUCAACUAUGACAGACACAAUGAGGGAAAGAAAAUCCAGAAAAUCACAUUGUAGGAUUUUUUAUGAAUUUAUUUGCAAAUUAUGGUGGAAAAUAAGUAUUUGGUCAAUAACAAAAGUUUCUCAAUACUUUGUUAUAUACCCUUUGUUGGCAAUGACACAGGUCAAACGUUUUCUGUAAGUCUUCACAAGGUUUUCACACACUGUUGCUGGUAUUUUGGCCCAUUUCUCCAUGCAGAUCUCCUCUAGAGCAGUGAUGUUUUGGGGCUGUCGCUGGGCAACACAGACUUUCAACUCCCUCCAAAGAUUUUCUAUGGGGUUGAGAUCUGGAGACUGGCUAGGCCACUCCAGGACCUUGAAAUGCUUAGUACGAAGCCACUCCUUCGUUGCCCGGGCGGUGUGUUUGGGAUCAUUGUCAUGCUGAAAGACCCAGCCACGUUUCAUCUUCAAUGCCCUUGCUGAUGGAAGGAGGUUUUCACUCAAAAUCUCACGAUACAUGGCCCCAUUCAUUCUUUCCUUUACACAGAUCAGUCGUCCUGGUCCCUUUGCAGAAAAACAGCCCCAACACUGCAGGAUUUGAGUCCCUGGCGGCGUAGUGUGUUACUGAUGGUAGGCUUUGUUACUUUGGUCCCAGCUCUCCGCAGGUCAUUCACUAGGUCCCCCCGUGUGGUUCUGGGAUUUUUGUGAUCAUUUUGACCCCACGGGGUGAGAUCUUGCGUGGAGCCCCAGAUCGAGGGAGAUUAUCAGUGGUCUUGUAUGUCUUCCAUUUCCUAAUAAUUGCUCCCACAGUUGAUUUCUUCAAACCAAGCUGCUUACCUAUUACAGAUUCAGUCUUCCCAGCCUGGUGCAGGUCUACAAUUUUGUUUCUGGUGUCCUUUGACAGCUCUUUGGUCUUGGCCAUCGUGGAGUUUGGAGUGUGACUGUUUGAGGUUGUGGACAGGUGUCUUUUAUACUGAUAGCAAGUUCAAACAGGUGCCAUUAAUACAGGUAACGAGUGGAGGACAGAGGAGCCUCUUAAAGAAGAAGUUACAGGUCUGUGAGAGCCAGAAAUCUUGCUUGUUUGUAGGUGAACAAAUACUUAUUUUCCACCAUAAUUUGCAAAUAAAUUCAUUAAAAAUCCUACAAUGUGAUUUUCUGGAGAAAAAAAAUCUCAAUUUGUCUGUCAUAGUUGACGUGUACCUAUGAUGAAAAUUACAGGCCUCUCUCAUCUUUUUAAGUGGGAGAACUUGCACAAUUGGUGGCUGACUAAAUACUUUUUUCCCCCACUGUAUGUUUACUUAUCACAAUGUUUUGGGGAUAUUCUAUUUUGCAAUGUAAGGUGAGAAAGUCUACUGUCUCUCAACCUCCCCAUCAUAAAUACAUAUGGCACAUAUGCUAACCCAGGGGUUCCCACGACCCCAUUUGAUAUAUGAAAAAUUUCGUGACCCCACCCAUGUGAAAACAGCCAAUGUUUACUUUUUUAUUUGGGGCUAUGGGAUUCAAUUGAAAGACAUUUUAACAGUAUUUCUGAUUGUCUUCAACUCACCAUCACAUACUUUGAAUGUGGGGCAGUCAAUUGCAAAUUAGUUUCACAAUGUCUUAUCUCACCACCACUAAUGAAUGGGGGUGCUUGAUGCAUGUCGUGUAGUAGCUUCUCAAAGUCAAUAUAUUUUCAACACUCCCCCCUCGAUAACCACCAAGCCUCUGUAUGAAAUAGAACAUUGUGAUGCUCUGAUACCACAUCUCCACAUAGUUUUGCGAACAGGCGUGCACGCAGUGGAUGUGGUUUGAUGUAGUUCACAAUCGAAGUUACCUGCUGCAGUAUAUCUCAGAGUUCUGUACUCAGCUCUUUUGCCACCAGUUGCUCUCGGUGUAUCAUACAAUGCGUCCAUAUGGCAGAGGGAGACACAUUCAUAACUAGAGCGCAGAGGCCUGCCCUCCGUCCCGUGAUAGAUAGAGCCCCAUCUGUGCAAAAGCCCACCAUUCGAUCCCAUAUGGAAUCUGUUUUUUGUCAAUAUAGCCACGCAGCACACUGAACAUCCCAUAUGUUGUUUCAUGCUCGGGAAUCGUGAGACAGAACAAUAUGUCCUCGUGAAUAGCAUCCCCCGACAUGUAUAGCUUAACAAAAGUCAAUGCAUGGGCAUCUCUGCCCUCACAGCUAAAGUCCAUUUGGAGAGCAUAAGCUGAGGAAUUUAAGUCAGUUUCCGCUUGUUUGCUAGCAAUAGCAUUAAUUAUUUGUUUGACAGUGUUGUCUGACAAAGGUAUUGAUGUGAGUUUGUACCCCUGCUUUCCUACACAUUGUUUUCACCGGUUGGCCGGUAAUAUCAAAGUCUCUGCAAUAGUGUAUGGUUUCAUAGCGUAGCAGGUCUAGCCAUUCACCGUGGGAGUUCAGCGGUCAAAUGAGGCCUUUUCCCAUGAUCUAAGGGCACUCUCUGGUUGAAUUUAAUAUUUUAGAUUUGAAUCACUUUCAGUUAGAUUUUUAAGUUUAACCACAUUAUACAAAGACGAUAUUAUAAUAUACAUUAUUUUUUUGUAUAUACAGACCCGUGUCAAAAGUUUGGACACACCUACUCAUUCCAGGGUUCUUCUUUAUUUUUACUAUUUUCUACAUUGUAGAGCAAUAGUGAAGACAUCAAAACUAUGAAAUAACACAUCUGGAAUCAUGUAGUAAACAAAAAAGUGUUCAACAAAUCAAAAUAUAUUUUAUAUAUUUGAGAUUCUUCAAAUAGCCACCCUUUGCCUUGAUGACAGCUUUGCACACUCUUGGCAUUCUCUCAACCAGCUCCAUGAGGUAGUCACCUGGAAUGCAUUUCAAUUAACAGGUGUGCAUUGUUAAAAGUUAAUUUGUGGAAUUUCUUUCCUUCUUAAUGCGUUUGAGCCAAUCAGUUGUGUUGUGACGAGGUAGGGGGGUAUACAGAAGAUAGCCCUAUUUGGUAAAAGACCAAGUCCAUAUUAUGGCAAGAACAGCUCAAAUAAGCAAAGAGAAACGACAGUCCAUCAUUACUUUAAGACAUGAAGGUCAGUCAAUACAGAACAUUUCAAGAACUUUUAAAGUUUCUUCAAGUGCAGUCACAAAAACCAUCAAGUGCUAUGAUGAAACGUAACUCUGCUGCAGAGGAUAAGUUCAUUAGAGUUACCAGCCUCAGAAAUUGCAGCCCAAAUAACUGCUUUACAGAGUUCAAGUAACAGACACAUCUCAACAUCAACUGUUCAGAGGGGACAGUGUGAAUCAGGCCUUCAUGGUUGAAUUGCUGCAAAGAAACCACUACUAAAGGACACCAAUAAGAAGAAGAGACCUGCUUGGGCCAAGAAACACAAGAAAUUGACAUUAGACCGGUGGAAAUUUGUCCUUUGGUCUGGAGUCCAAAUUGGAGAUUUUUGGUUCCAACUGCCGUGUCUUUGUGAGACAUGGUGUGGGUGAACGGAUGAUCUCUGCAUGUGUAUUUCCCACCGUAAAGCAUGGAGGAGGAGGUGUUAUGGUGUGGGGGUGCUUUGCUGGUGACACUGUCUGUGAUUUAUUUAGAAUUCAAGGCACACUUAACCAGCAUAGUUACCACAGCAUUCUACAGCGAUACGCCAUCCCAUCUGGUUUGGGCUUAAUGGGACUAUCAUUUGUCUUUCAACAGGACAAUGACCCAACACACCUCCAGGCUGUGUAAGGGCUAUUUUAACAAGAAGGAGAGUGAUGGAGUGGUGCAUCAGAUGACCUGGCCUCCACAAUCCCCCGACCUCAACCCAAUUGAGAUGGUUUGGGAUGAGUCGGACCGCAGAGUGAAGGAAAAGCAGCCAACAAGUGCUCAGCAUAUGUGGGAACUCCUUCAAGACUGUUGGAAAAGCAUUCCAGGUGAAGCUGGUUGAGAGAAUGCCAAGCGUGCGCAAAGCUGUCAUCAAGACAAAGGGUGGCUAUUUGAAGAUACUCAAAUAUAAAAUAUACUUUGAUUUGUUUAACACUUUUUUGUUUGCUACAUGUGUGCUAUUUCAUAGUUUUGAUGUCUUCACUAUUAUUCUACAAUGUAAAAAUAAAGAAAAACCCUAGAAUGAGUAGGUGUGUCCAACCUUUUGACUGGAAGUGUAUAUUUUGUCUUUCUCUCAGGAUUUUAGAAAUUCUCCCGCGACCCAAUUUCAUAUCAGGCAACCCCACAUGGGGUCUCGACCCCUAGUUUGGGAACCGCUGUGCUAACCUGUAGAGCACCUAGGCCUAUAUGGUGUAAUGGUAACACAAUAAGAACACCUCGAACGUCAAGAAUCAGGCUAGGCUACAUACCUCCACGCGCUUGCUUUGUCGCGUUCUCUUCUUAAACGCGCCUUUGCAUUUUGGCACUGCGCCAGAUCCAGCCAACAGCUGUAUCUUUAAGUAUCCUUUCUGUCCCCAAAAUGUCCUUGUUCAUACGUAUCGUCGCAUGCUACACACACGCAGCUAUGAAAAGUUGGCUGUUGUAGUAUUUACAGUGAAAACAAUGAAAUUCCUAGCAACUUAACGAGUCACAUGAUCUGUUUUUGCAGCCGUUUCAGUACAGCACUAUAGGGAGAGAGGGGGGGAGAUGGCAAACUCCACUGAACUAGUUUCAAUGUAUGGAAUCAAUUGAGAAUUUCUGGAUUUUGGGUAAACUUCUCCUUUAAACCUUCUUAUUCAGUCAGCCACCAGUAGAGCACCUGACAGGACUUAAGGCUGUCUUAGUCCUACUGGAUCCAGCUUAGUGACGGAGGUCUGGGGACACGGUCUAAAGAAAUAAUUAAUUUCGUCAAAAUGACUGAUUGUUUAUGAGGAUCCAUCUUAGCCCACCAGGGCUAGUUUUCCUUAAAAAGGCAGUGUGUGUGUGUGUGUGAGAGAGAGUGUGAGCGUAUGUGUUACCUGGCUGUUCAGAUUGGUCUAAUGGAGUGAUGGAGGCCCCCCUAUCAGGCCCCAUGAUAGGCUCCUAGAAAGAGAGCGAGAUGGAGAGCGAGAGAGAGAAAGAGGACAUGUUGAGAAAUAUUGUGUGUCAGUCCUUUCUUAAUGAAAAUACAAUGUGUAGGGCCAGGAGUUUUUCCGGGUCAGGUCAUGUGAAAAGAGCAGGGUAAAACUCUGGGCACUAAGUAUAAGAGGCGGCACUGACCGCUCCCUGUUCCUCACCUGUAUCAUCUGUCGGCCACACUCCACGGUGACCAGUUUGUGACACUUCUUGUGGACCAGCAGUUUGCAGUUGAUGCAUUUGUAACCCUGUCGCCCCAGACCCCAGAUACGGUCUGUGCAGAUGGCGCAGUGAGCUCUCUGGAAGACAAAGAAAACACACCUUUAGAGAGAAAGAGAGAGGUGACGAAAGAGAGAGGAAUAGAGAGAGGGAUAGAGGGAAACAGAGGUAAAAAGUGAGGAAGAGAAAGAGCGAAGGAUAGAGAAGAAGAGAGAGAAAGAGGUGAAGGAAGAGAGGAAAUGUAAAAUAGAUGGAUACAGUGCACUCUAAAAAUGAGGGGUUCAACAAGGGUCCUUCUAAGAUCCUCAAAGUUCUUUGACGAACCUUAUGGUUCUUGGAACUGAAAAUGGCCCCCAAAAGGUUCUUCCAAGAACCCCAUAGGAGGUGGGAUUCAUCGAGGAACCUCCUUAGUUGGUGGGAGUUCUUGCAGGAACCUAACUGCCCAACUGAAACAUUUGAAUUUGAAAGAACAGCAGGUGCAGGCACUUAACUGAAAAAUGUUAAGAGCUCCUUAAUUUAAGGUAAGGUUUGUCCCAUGUAUGAUCUAAAUUCAUUUUGUUUUAUGAUACCAUCUAUCUUUUCAUAUUUGCGCAAAUCUUUCUAAAACAGAAAAUGGACACAAUUCAAUGGAUAUCAAUCAACAAAGAGGUAAGAAUAUGUAGGCUAUAAAAAUAUGUUGAAGGCUAGCUGUAUUGGAUGCAGAUGACUGAACUGCUCACUUUUGUGUCUGUAGGUAUACAGACGAGGAGGCAUACAAAGGGUAUGUCAAUUGGUAUUGGUAUGUUAUGCAGAUCACAUUUACCAUCCUCCUCCCUUACCUCUUCAAUGAAUUCCCAUAGCCCUCUACAUUAUGGACAAGGUAUGUGUAUAAAAACCAUUAUCAAAACAGUUUAUUUUUUCAUUCACAUUCACCACAAAAACCAAGAUAUGAAUUCUGUCGUGUGCAUGUGUUGUUAAUUAUCUGUAUAAUGACAUUUUUUUGGAUUCACAGACUUUACCCUCCCUACACCUCUGAUGAAUAUAACAAAAAAAGAAACAACGCCAAGAAUUAAGAUGUAAAAAAAACAAAUAAAUGUACUAAAACAAUAACUUCAAAAACAGUCCCAUUCAUCACUGGAUUUCUUUGCUGUGCGGGAAAAGGAUGUCAUCCACCGUGCCUGGUCGCAAGCUCGCAGCUGGCUUCUCUCUGAAACCACAUAUCCAUCUGAAGGUGAUGCUUUAUCCUUUGGAACCACACAAUUACCAGGUGGACAGUAGGCCUCUUGAAGCGAUAGAGGAAAUCAACUAGAUCCACAAGUAUUCUUUCACAAUAGCUGGCCUUAUGUUAUCUGCAGUGUUGAGCUGCACUGUCCCACUCCGUGGUGGAUAACAUCCACUCUUUGUUUAUGCAAUGGGCUGUAAGGCACAAGUAUCAUAUUUUUCAAAAAUCAUCAGUCCACGUCAAGUGUAAUUGAGCCAUUGUAUUUACCCAAGUUCUCUCUCAAAUUGUUUUUUGCCUGAUGCAGGACUCUAGUGCGAUAGGAGAGACUGACAAACAUUCACACCUCCCUUAAUUUACAAAAGGAUAGUCUAAUAGCCUGGCUAGGUGUGAAAAAUCCCCCAAUUUGUACCACAGUUUAGACUACAGAUAGAUGCUGCGGUCAGUCAGAGUUGAGUCCUAUUGUAAAGUGUAGCCUAAUGGCCAAAAAAGGGCAAACUUGCAAUGUAUUCGAGGCUUAAGUACUCUAAAGUUUUACAUUUCUAACUCAAUAUCACAGACCAGAUUUGCCCUAACGAAAAAUGCAUCAACCUCUACAUACAUAUUAAUUUACUAUAAUCCACCUAAUUCAAAUGAAAUUAGCUGUAGUACGAGGAGAGACUGCAUGCUAAAGACAAUCAGAAAGAAUGUGUCUUUAACCCUGCAUUAUAAUAUAACUUAUUUUGAACGAAAGCCAGGAAUGAGUGACUCACUCAGCACUAUGCUGUUCCUGCUUCUGUUGUCUCUGAGUGUUUGCUUAAUAUCCUACUCAUUCUGUGAUCACCAUGCCUCAUGCAACUGCAAAAUGUUGGAUAAAGCAAUUUCACAAAUCUGGCUGUUUUUAAAAACUUUGCUAUGCUGUAUUAAAGGCUUUACUUUUUUUCUUCUUCAUUAGAACAGACUCUCUGGUAUUACUUUAUUCAGUAUUGUUAACACUGUUAGAAACUGGCAGAUAAAAUAUAUUGUAAUCUAACAGCACCUGUUUGUCAUGCAACAGUAUCUCCUCUUGCACUUUUGACAAUUAUUUUACAUGAGGCCUAAUUCACAUGUUAUCCCUAAAACACUAGGCUAAUAAAUAAUAUCAUUUUUCCAUUCGAUUGUUUAAUUAACCUAUAUCAUGUUAUUUCAAGUUAUCCAUUUGGAGCAAAAGCGAUUUGGAGUUAUUGAACGGGAGUGGCAAAAUGUAUUACAAUUGAAUUUGAAUGAACUGAAUGAUGAGGAUGAAGAAGAGAGUGAUUGAAUUUAGAUCAAUAGUGUACGAAUUGCUCUUCCUCUGUCCCACGUGCACAAUCAAAAAGAGAGACUUUUUUUUGUUUCUACUUUGUCAGAAGCUGUAACUGAACUGUUGUUACUGUAAGAGUUUUAUUCUAAGAAACGAAAAUGGUCUGUUAUAUUCCAUUAUAUUCUUAAAACAUAUGUGUUGACUGCUAAAUUAACAAGUUGAUGGCGAAGGUUUAGACAUUUUUGCAAAUGUAUUAAAAAUAAAAAACUGAAAUAUCUUAUUUAGAUAAGUAUUCAGACCCUUUGCUAAGAGACUAUAAAUUGAGCUCAGGUGCAUCCUGUUUCCAUUGAUCAUCCUUGAGAUGUGUAUACAUCUUGAUUAGAGUCCACCUGUGGUAAAUUCAACUGAUUGGACAUGAUUUGGAAAGGCACACACCUGUCUAUAUAAGGUCCCACAGUUGACAGUGCAUGUCAGAGCAAAAACCAAGCCACGAGGUUGAAGGAAUUGUCCAUAGAGCUCAGAGACAGGAUUGUGUCAAGAAACAGAUCUAGGGAAGGGUACCAAAAAAUGUCUGAAGCAUUGAAGGUCCCCAAGAACACAGUGGCCUCCAUCAUUCUUAAAUGGAAGAAGUUUGGAACCACCAAGACUCUUCCUAGAGCUGGCCGCCCGGCCAAACUGAGCAAUCGGGGGAGAAGAGCCUUGGUCAGGGAGGUGAUCAAGAACCCGAUGGUCACUCUGACAGCGCUCCAGCGUUCCUCUGUGGAGAUAGGAGAACCUUCCAGAAGGACAACCAUCUCAGCAGCACUCCACCAAUCAGGCCUUUAUGGUAGAGUGUCCAGACGGAAGCCACUCCUCAGUAAAAAGGCACAUGACAGCCUGCUUAGAGUUUGCCAAAAGGCACCUAAAGACUCUCAGACCAUGAAAAACAAGAUUCUCUGGUCUGAUGAAACCAAGACUGAACUCUUUGGCCUGAAUGCCAAGCGUCACGUCUGGAGGAAAUCUGGCACCAUCCCUACGGUGAAGCAUGGUGGUGGCAGCAUCAUGCUGUGUGGAUGUUUUUCAGUGGCAGGGACUGGGAGACUAGUCAGGAUCAAGGGAAAGAUGAACGGAGCAAAGUAUAGAGAGAUCCUUGAUGAAAACCUGCUCCAGAGUGCUCAGGACCUCAGACUGGGGCGAAGGUUCACCUUCCAACAGGACAACGACCCUAAACACACAGCCAAGACAAUGCAGAAGUGGCUUCGGGACAAGUCUUAGAAUGUCCUUGAUUGGCCCAGCCAGAGCCCGGACUUAAACCCAAUCGAACAUCUCUGGAGAGACCUGAAAAUAGCUGUGCAGCGACGCACCCCAUCCAACCUGACAGAGCUUGAGAGGAUCUGCAGAGAAGAAUGAGAGAAACUCCACAAAUACAUGUGUGCCAAGCUUGUAGCGUCAUACCCAAGAAGAAUUGAGGUUGUAAUCGCUGCCAAAGGUACUUCAACAAAGUACUGGAUGAAGGGUCUGAAUACUUAUGUAAAUGUCAUAUUUCCAUUUUUAAUAAAUUUGCAAAAAUGUCUAAACCUGUUUUGGCUUUGUUAUUAUGGGGUGUUGUGUGUAGAUUGAGGGGGAAAAAAACAAUAUAAUCAAUUUUAGAAUAAGGCUGUAACGUAACAAAAUGUGAAAAAAGUUGUUCUAACAAAAAAAGGUUUUAAAGUCUCUAAUACAGCCAAUAUUAAAAACAGUCAAAUGCAUAUGUGAAUUCAAUCGCUUUAGCCAACAUUGUUAUUUCGUUUUGUAACUAAAAUGCUUGACUGUAUUUAAAGACAUGGAUGGCUUGUAUGCUGUGUGAUGACAUGAACAAAUGAAUGAAUGAUUGAUUUAUAUACUGUAUAUUGAAGUAGGCCUUAAUGUCAAUAAGUAAGUUACGCUAAAACAGCUACAGUAAACAGGACUCUUGGGCCUACAGCUCCAUGUCAUUUCAAUAACUUAGCUUCUCAAACAUGCCCUCUGGUGGUCGAACUAGCAUUAAUGGCAACAAUGGCUGACAGUAAAAUACUAUGACGUCAUGCACUCCAACAUGCCAUUCCAUUCCGCAAGCUGUGCUGUGGUAUGACACAACUUUUAAAGGAAGAACCACUGUAUAUAUAGAGAGAGGGGGAGAUAGAGAGAAAGAAAGAGGAAGGAAGAGCAGAAUAUAGAGAAAGAGAGAUGGAUAGAAAGAAAGAGAUGGAUAGAGAGGUAGCUCACCCUGUUGAAGCGUUUUGCCUGGAAGGCAUGGCCACUUGCGUAGUAGAGCUUCCUCCAACGUCUCGCCCCACGACGAUAUAUAGACUCUGAAUAGGAGCAAGAAACGGGGGUUACAGGAUCAAGUGUGUGUGUGUGUCAGAGAGAAACUCCCCAGCUUCAGAAAACAAUGAUAUGGAUAUAAGAGAAAAAGGGACAAGUAGUUGUAGACUUACUGUCCUCUCCUGGACAGGGCAUGCCAGGCUUCUCUGGGACACAAGGAAACACUGAGAGGAGAGGGAAAUAACACCAUUAUGCCUACAACAUUGCAGUCCCUACAUCACACAAGUGCGUGCGUGUGCCAGAGGUGAGUGGUGGAUGCUCUCUCAUUAACUAGCAUACUUGGCGCCCCACUGUGCCCUUCCCCCUAUCCUCCACCUCGUUUCAUCUCCCCCCUCAUCCCCCUCUAGUCUCCUCCACUUCCACUACUGUGACCUUCACCUUGCCCUUAACCUGUGACCCUCCCUUCUAUCCAGUGUUGAUCCAGUGCACACGUGCACAGACACACAGACUACUCAGUAAACCCAUUCCAUCUCCUAGCGAGGCGAGGAUCAGUGUAGCAGACAGAGUGAGUCAUGUUUGUUAUGUAUCCAUUAUGUUGUCUGCCGUUUUAUCCUUGUCUGCAAUGUCAGCCCAGCAGCCAACAUUCAUAUUUAUUCAAUUAAUAAGUUGAAUUGAAUGUAAUGGAACGUGAAUGUUCUUAAGUUGUCUGAUGUUGAAUGUGUGUCUACACUGAGGAUAAAUUAAGUUUAUUGAAUUGAACGCAAGGCCAAUGUAUGCAUUAUGUUGUCUGCAUUGUCACUGCACUGUCAGUCAAGGAAUGAUUUCCCCUUGGGUAUAAAUAAAGUUUAUUGAAUAUAAUUGAAGGUCGUGUUACCAUGGAUGAUGAGUUCAGAGUCUUUAUUGAGUUCAUAGAGCCUCAGGGCUUCCUCCAGCUCCAGCUGAGAUGAUACUGUACACGGGUCACCUGGGAGGACAGUGGACACAGCAACACAACCGGUCAGUACAGCAACUGCAUCUCACAUGACACCCUAUUCCCCAUAUAGCGGAGUUCUGUAAUCAUUCACCACCACCUUCUGUCGGUCACAAAAGCUGCUGUGUUCCUCAAGAUCUCUCUUAGCUGAUACAUUUAGCUGUUCCCAGUUUAGAACAGGUGUCUAUGAGGGAGUGUAUGUGUGUGUUGGUGAGUUAUGUGAAGGCAGCGGCUCAGUCUUGGCUGAGUUCAUUAUGAACAGUUGCAGUGUGUUUUGCAGAGCCUGUGACGAGGCUAUUGAAGGUAUGGCUGGCUGGUGAGUGGUGAUACAUUAAUUACUUAGGGCAGCCUGACCUUUCACUGAGUCCAACAACCUGACAUCUUCAUCUAUACUGUGACACACACAAGCAUUACUGUGGUACGACCAGCCCGAUACUGAGGCAGGGCCAGCUAGCUGGAUACCGCAUGACUAGCUGGACAGAUACUGAGGAAGUACAAAGUCUAGCACAGCUAGCUUUCUCGCAUAUCAUAAUUUUUUAUUUAUUUAACCUUUCUUUAACUAGGCAAGUCAGUUAAGAACAAAUUCUAAUUUACAAUGACGGCCUACACCGGCCAAACCCGGACGACGCUGGACCAAUUGUGCGCUGCCCUAUGGGACUCCCAAUCACGACCGGUUGUGAUACAGCCUGGAAUCGAACCAGGGGGUUAGUAGUGACGCCUCAAGCACUGAGACAGUGCCUUAGACCGCUGCGCCACUCGGGAGCUGCACAGCUAUUUUCAGGUCUCUACAGAGAUGUUCGAUCGGGUUCAAGUCCGGGCCAUUCAAGGACAUUCAGAGACUUGUCCCGAAGCUACACGUGCAACACAGCAUUCCUAACCUAGCCCACAAUGUCUGCUGUGUGGAUCUAUUUUGAAGUUUCAAAGGAAGGUAACAAAAAGGCCAUAUGCAAUGUUUGCGCAGCUAUUAUUUCCCAAGGAGGGGAGAAAGUGAAAUCUUUCAAUACCACAAACCUAAUUACUCAUUUGAAAGUGCAUCACCCCCAGACGUUCAGUGACUACUUCCAACAACUAAACAAGUUCAAGUCCAGCAGUCAUUUGAAAGAGUAAGAACAUUUUGGUGAAACUCAAAGGCGAAAUCCAUUAACGCCAAGAUAAUGGAAUUCAUUGCCCUUGACAUUCUACCGUUCUCUGUCGUGGAUGAUGUUGGCUUUUUCGCCGACUGGUCGAGCACCGGUACACUCUACCAAGCAGGCGCUAUUUUUCAGAUGUUGCCCUACCGGAGUUACGCAGUAUUGUUUUACAUUUUUCAGUCAUUUAGCAGACGCUCUUAUCCAGAGCGACUUACAGUUAGUGAGUGCAUACAUUUUCAUACUGGCCUCCAGUGGGAAACGAACCCACAACCCUGGCGUUGCAAGCGACAUGCUCUACCAACUGAGCUACAGGGGAUUGUUGAAACGUACAUCCGUGAGCUACUUGCUAUGGGGGUCACUGCUAUUAGCUUCACGACUGACAUUUGGACCAGCGAUGUCAGCCCCAUGAGCAUGCUGAGUCUGACAGCACAGUGGUUCGAAGAGGAUUUCGUACUGAGGAAAGCCGUAUUGCAUGCUCAAGAAUGUGCUGGUUCUCAUACCGCUGCUGCCAUUUCAAUGGCAUUUGAGAACAUGUUUGAAACUUGGAAAAUCCCCAAGAACAAAGUACACGCUGUGCUAUGUGAUAAAGCACAUAACAUGACAAAGGCUUUGGAAGAAUGCGGAGUUGCCAGUUUGCCAUGCAUGCCACACACGCCAUUGGCAACAGGUAGGAAGAUAGUGGGUCAUUUUAAACACUCACAGCUAGCAUACAGCCGCCUGCAAGCAAUACAUAAGCAGUACUGUUUACAUGAAAGAGAGCCUGCUGGAACAAAAACGAGUGCUUGGCGUGUACGCAGCCGACUGAGUUACCUGCAAUAAUCAGUACUUUUUAUUUUGUUUUAUUUCACCUUUAUUUAACCAGGUAAGCCAGUUGAGAACAAGUUCUCAUUUACAACUACGAUCUGGCCAAGAUAAAGCAAAGCAGUGCGAUAAAAACAACAACACAGAGUUACAUAUGGAAUAAACAAAAAUGUACAGUCAAUAACACAAUAGAAAAUAGAAAAUCUAUAUACAGUGUGUGCAAAUGUAGUAGGUUAUGGAGGUAAGGCAAUAAAUAGGCCAUAGUGCAAAAUAAUUACAAUUUAGUAUUAACACUGGAGUGAUAGAUGUGCAGAAGAUGAUGUGCAAAUAGAGAUACUGGGGUGCAAAUUAGCAAAAUAAAUAAUGUAAAUAACAAUAUGGGGAUGAGGUAGUUGGGUGGGCUAAUUACAGAUGGGCUGUGUACAGGUACAGUGAUCGGUAAGCUGCUCUAACAACUGAUGCUUAAAGUUAAUGAGGGAGAUAAGUGUCUCCAGCUUCAGAGAUUUUUGUAGUUCGUUCCAGUCAUUUGCAGCAGAGAACUGGAAGGAAUGGCAGCCAAAGGAGGUAUUGGCUUUGGGGUUGACCAGUGAGAUAUACCUGCUGGAGCACAUACUACGGGUGGGUGUUGCUAUGGUGACCAAUGAGCUAAGAUAAGGCGGGGAUUUGCCUAGCAGUGAUUUAUAGAUGGCCUGGAGCCAGUGGGUUUGGCGACGAAUAUGUACUGAGGGCCAGCCAACGAGAGCGUACAGGUCACAAUGGUGGGUAGUAUAUGGGGCUUCGGUGACAAAACGGAUGGCACUGUGAUAGACUACAUCCAAUUUGCUGAGUAGAGUGUAGGAGGCAAUUUUGUAAAUGACAUUGCCGAAGUCAAGGAUCGGUAGGAUAGUCAGUUUUACGAGGGCAUGUUUAGCAGCAUGAGUGAAGGAGGCUUUGUUGCGAAACAGGAAGCCGAUUCUAGAUUUAACUUUGGAUUGGAGAUGCUUAAUGUGAGUCUGGAAGGAUUUAAGCUCGUUUGGAGGUUUGUUAACACAGUGUCCAAUGAAGGGCCAGAUGUAUACAAAAUGGUGUCGUCUGCGAAGAGGUGGAUCUGAGAGUCACCAGCAGCAAGAGCGACAUCAUUGAUAUACACAGAGAAUAGAGUCGGCCCGAGAAUUGAACCCUGUGGCACCCCCAUAGAGACUGCCAGAGGUCCAGACAACAGGCCCUCUGAUUUGACACAUUUAACUCUAUCUGAGAAGUAGUUGGUGAACCAGGUGAGGCAGUCAGUUGAGAAACCAAGGCUAUUUAGUCUGCCAAUAAGAAUGCGGUGAUUGACAGAGUCAAAAGCCUUGGCCAGGUCGAUGAAGACGGCUGCACAGUACUGUCUUUUAUCAAUCGCGGUUAUUAUAUCGUUUAGGACCUUGAGCGUGGCUGAGGUGCACCCAUGACCAGCUCGCAAACCAGAUUGCAUAGCGGAGAAGGUACGGUGGGAUUCGAAGUGGUCGGUGAUCUGUUUGUUAACUUGGCUUUCAAAUACUUUCGAAAGGCAGGGUAGGAUGGAUAUAGGUCUGUAACAGUUUGGAUCUAGAGUGUCACCCCCUUUGAAUAGGGGGAUGACCGCAGCAGCUUUCCAAUCUCUGGCGAUCUCAGAUGAUACGAAAGAGGUUGAACAGGCUAGUAAUAGGGGUUGAGACAAUUUCGGCGGCUAAUCUUAGAAAGAAAGUGUCCAGAUUGUCUAGCCCAGCUGAUUUGUAGGGUCCAGAUUUUGCAGCUCUUUCAGGACAUCAGCUAACUGAAUUUGGGUGAAGGAGAAGCGGGGGGGGGCAUGGGCAAGUUGAGGCGGAGGGUGCAGAGCUGGUGGCCGGGGUAGGGGUAGCCAGGUGGAAAGCAUGGCAAGCUGUAGCAAAAUGAAAUUCUCGAUUAUUGUAGACUUAUCGGUGGUGACAGUGUUUCCUAGCCUCAGUGUAGUGGGUAGCUGGGACGAGGUGCUCUUAUUCUCCAUGGACUUUACAGUGUCCCAAAACGUUUUGAUGUUUUCUGUUUGAAAAAGCUAGCCUUUGCUUUCCUAACUGCUUGUGUAUAUUGGUUCCUGACUUCCCUGAAAAUUUGCAUAUCGCGGGGUCUGUUCGAUGCUAAUGCAGUACACCACAGGAUGUUUUUGUGCUGGUCAAGGGCAGCCAAGUCUGGGGUGAACCAGGGGCUAUAUCUGUUCUUAGAUCAACUUUUUUUGAAUGGGGCAUGCUUAUUUAAGAUGGAGAGGAAAGCACUUUUGAAGAACAUCCAGGCAUCCUCUACUGACUGAAUGAGGUCAAUAUCCAUCCAGGAUACCCGGGCCAGGUCAAUUAGAAAGGCCUGCUCGCUGAAGUGUUUUAGGGAACGUUUGACAGUGAUGAGGGAUGGUCGUUUGACCGCGGACCCAUUAUGGACUCAGGCAAUGAGGCAGUGAUCGCUGAGAUCCUGGUUGAAGACAGCGGAGAUGUAUUUAGAGGGUAAAUUAGUCAGGAUGAUAUCUAUGAGGGUGCCCAUGUUUACGGAUUUAGGGUUGUACCUGGUAGGUUCCUUGAUAAUUUGUGUGAGAUUGAGGGCAUCUAGUUUAGAUUGUAGGACGGCCGGGGUGUUAAGCAUAUCCCAGUUUAGGUCACCAAGCAGUACGAACUCUGGAGAUAGAUGGGGGGCAAGCAAUUCACAUAUGGUGUCCAGGGCACAACUGGGGGCUGAGGGGGGUCUGUAGCAAGCGGCAACAGUGAGAUACUUAUUUCUGGAAAGGUGGAUUUUUAGAAGUAGAAGCUCAAACUGUUUGGGCACAGACCUGAAUAUCAUGAUAGAGCUCUGCAGGCUCUCUCUACAGUAGAUUGCAACUCCGCCCCCUUUGGCAGUUCUAUCUAGACGGAAAAUGUUGUAGAUGGGGAAAGGAAUUUCUGAAUUUAUGGUGGCCUUCCUAAGCCAGGAUUCAGACACUGCUAGAACAUCAGGCAGAGUGUGCUAACGCAGUGAAUAUCUCAAACUUGGGGAGGAGGCUUCUGAUGUUAACAUGCAAGAAACCAAGGCUUUUACGGUUACAGAAGUCAACAAAUGAUAGCGCCUGGUGAGUAGGAGUGAUACUGGGGGCUACAGGGCCUGGGUUAACCUCUACAUCACCAGAGGAACAGAGGAGGAAUAUAAUAAGUAUACGGCUAAAGGCUUUAAGAACUGGUCUUCUAGUGCGUUGGUACAGAGAAUAAACGGGGCAGAUUUCCGGGCGUUGUGGAAUAGAUUCAGGGCAUUAUGUACAGACAAGGAUAUGGAAGGAUAUGAGUACAGUGGAGGUACACCUAGGCAUUGGGUAACGAUGAAAGAGAUAGCAUCACUGGAGGUACCGAUUGAGCCGGUCUCCGCGUGUAUGGGGGGUGGGACAAAGAAGCUAUCUGAGGCAGGUUGAGCGGGACUGUGGGGCUUUACAGUGAAAUAGUACAAUAACAACUAACCCAAACAGCAAUAGGCUAGGCAUAUUGACAUGGGAGAGAGGCAUAACGCAAUCACAGGUGUUAUUCAAGAGGGCUAAGACAACAACUGGUAAUGGUGACGAAAGUUUGGGCUGAGGCUAAACAGACAAACAGGAUGGGGUACCGUGUAAGGGAACAGUCCAGCGGGCAUCAGAUGUGUAGCUGAGUGAUCAUAAGGUCCAGUGAACAGCAAUAGGUAAGUCCGGGAGCAGUUCGUGUCAACACUAGGAGGUCCCAUCCGGUUGACAGAGAGGUGGAUAGCCGGGAGAUGGGCCUGGCUCGAGGCUAGCUCAAGUAUAACUGGUGCUAGCUUUGGGACAAGUAGUGAUUAGUGGUGAUUAGCCAACAACAACAUAAAUUCGGUUGCAGCUAGCUAGUUGUGAUGAUCUGGUGUUAAGGUCCAGUGAUUCAGUGAUUCCGGCAGAAAAUCCGAAAUGCUCUGGGUCGAUAAUUGUCCAGGCUAGAGCUGGCUGGUAGGUAGUGCAGGCCACGGACAGUGGUGAAGACCGCUAACAGUGGCUAAUAGCAAUAGCUAAUAGCAAGUAGCUGGCUAGUUUCAGCCGUGUGUUCUUGAUAAAAGGUAUGAAGAAAUAAUAGAAUCCGUUCCACAUUGGGUGAGGCGGGUUGCAGGAAAGUAUAUUUAGUUAAGGAUGGAAAGUGAGAGAGAAAUAUAUACGAAAAAAAAGUAUAUUUACACAAGGACGCACUGCUAUGCCAUCUUGGACUCUCAUUGAAAACAUGAACACACUUCUAGCUCCAUUCGAACAACUGACUUGAGAAAUAAUCUCAUCAACUGCGUCUGCAGCAGACGUGAUACCCUCUGUCAUGGCAUUGAAACGCCUGCUCAACAAAACUGCCGACACAGACCGUGGGGUUAAAACUUGCGAAAGUACUCUACUAGAGGCUGUGAACAAGCGAUUCGGUGGCAUUCUCUCUGAGCCUCUUUACUGUGUCGCCACCAUGCUCGAUGCUAGGUACAAGGACCACUACUUUGAUGCAGACAAGAAACAGUGUUUACGUGAAAUGUUACAGUCACAGCUGGACAAGAUGGAAACGGACACAGUGACAGUGCACACCAAGGAAGAGGACCCACGACAGAAGAGGCCACGGACAGACAGAGCUGAAACUUCACUGCUUGACAUGUAUGAUGAAAUUCUGGUUGAGAAUGGAACGACUGAACAAAUGAACAAUGAAACAGCACAGCAAGUAAGUGAAAUAAAUAAGUUUUGAUUAUGUUUUACUGGUAAUGGGGACAUACGUAAAUGCCAACAAAAUAAUUUUUGGGUCAGUGUGUGUGUACAGUGGGGGAAAAAAGUAUUUAGUCAGCCACCAAUUGUGCAAGUUCUCCCACUUAAUAAGAUGAGAGAGGCCUGUAAUUUUCAUCAUAGGUACACGUCAAUUAUGACAGACAAAUUGAGAAGAAAAAAAUCCAGAAAAUCACAUUGUAGGAUUUUUAAUGAAUUUAUUUGCAAAUUAUGGUGGAAAAUAAGUAUUUGGUCACCUACAAACAAGCAAGAUUUCUGGCUCUCACAGACCUGUAACAACUUCUUUAAGAGACUCCUCUGUCCUCCACUCGUUACCUGUAUUAAUGGCACCUGUUUGAACUUGUUAUCAGUAUAAAAGACACCUGUCCACAACCUCAAACAGUCACACUCCAAACUCCACUAUGGCCAAGACCAAAGAGCUGUCAAAGGACACCAGAAACAAAAUUGUAGACCUGCACCAGGCUGGGAAGACUGAAUCUGCAAUAGGUAAGCAGCUUGGUUUGAAGAAAUCAACUGUGGGAGCAAUUAUUAGGAAAUGGAAGACAUACAAGACCACUGAUAAUCUCCCUCGAUCUGGGGCUCCACGCAAGAUCUCACCCCGUGGGGUCAAAAUGAUCACAAGCAAAAAUCCCAGAACCACACGGGGGGACCUAGUGAAUGACCUGCAGAGAGCUGGGACCAAAGUAACAAAGCCUACCAUCAGUAACACACUACGCCGCCAGGGACUCAAAUCCUGCAGUGCAAGACGUGUCCCCCUGCUUAAGCCAGUACAUGUCCAGGCCCGUCUGACGUUUGCUAGAGUGCAUUUGGAUGAUCCAGAAGAGGAUUGGGAGAAUGUCAUAUGGUCAGAUGAAACCAAAAUAAAACUUUUUGGUAAAAACUCAACUCGUCGUGUUUGGAGGACAAAGAAUGCCGAGUUGCAUCCAAAGAACACCAUACCUACUGUGAAGCAUGGGGGUGGAAGCAUCAUGCUUUGGGGCUGUUUUUCUGCAAAGGGACCAGGACGACUGAUCCGUGUAAAGGAAAGAAUGAAUAGGGCCAUGUAUCGUGAGAUUUUGAGUGAAAACCUCCUUCCAUCAGCAAGGGCAUUGAAGAUGAAACGUGGCUGGGUCUUUCAGCAUGACAAUGAUCCCAAACACACCGCCCGGGCAACGAAGGAGUGGCUUCGUAAGAAGCAUUUCAAGGUCCUGGUGUGGCCUAGCCAGUCUCCAGAUCUCAACCCCAUAGAAAAUCUUUGGAGGGAGUUGAAAGUCUGUGUUGCCCAGCGACAGCCCCAAAACAUCACUGCUCUAGAGGAGAUCUGCAUGGAGGAAUGGGCCAAUAUACCAGCAACAGUGUGUGAAAACCUUGUGAAGACUUACAGAAAACGUUUGACCUGUGUCAUUGCCAACAAAGCGUAUAUAACAAAGUAUUGCAAUAUGUUAUAAUGCAAUAUGUUGUAUUACAUUUUAAUUUCCUAAAUGAAAGAUGAGAUGUGUUGUGUUGUAAAUUUGCUCGCAUUUUACUAGUCAAGUCAGUUGAGCACAUUUGAAAAGUUUAAGUUGUGCCAUUCUUAGCAGUUUAUGACAUAGCCACGAGCCAGUAAUUUUUUCAAGCAGUUAAAGCUAAAAUGAUUAACUGCAUUUUAGUUUAAACCAAUAUUUAUUUCUAAGCAUUUUUAAGUUUCUCCAUACAGUCAAUAUUGGAUAGUAAGAAGAGCCAACCAACAACCAUCUUUGUAAUGUGGGGCAGCUAAAAUAUUUGUGUCAUGAAUAUAUGUUGUGCGAUAAAAUACAUUCAUGGAUUUGUCAUUUUUCUCAUUUCUCAUUCUCAAGUUAUUAAACAAUCUGUUCCUAACUGAACAAAUGAACAUAUGACACUUUAUUUCAACAAUUUAACUGUACUAGAAUGCUUAAAAAGGCCGCUAAAAUGUUAAGUGGUCCUCUGUAGCUCAACUGGUAGAGCACGGCGCUUGUAACGCCAAGGUAGUGGGUUCGAUCCCCGGGACCACCCAUACACAAAAAUGUAUGCACGCAUGACUGUAAGUCGCUUUGGAUAAAAGUGUCUGCUAAAUGGCAUAUUAUAUUAUUAUUUAUUAAAUAUCGGUUAUCAGCAUUUUUUUUUUUUGGCAAAGAAAAUAUUGGAUAUCGGUAUCGGACAAAAAUGCUAGCUAAGUGAAAAAUAUACUACGAAUGAUAGCUUUCUCACUUCUCCUUAAUUUUGGAAUAAAUUAAUUUGUUGAAAUAUAAAUAGGGCUAUGAACAAUGAGUCCUAGGUUUUGUAUUGAAGUCAAUGUACCCAGAGGAGGACAGAAGCUAGCUGUCCUCCGGCUACACCAUGAUGCUACCCCACACAGUGCUAGAGGCUACUGUAGACCUUUUAUUGCAAAACAGUGUUAUUUGGUGACGUGAAUAUAUUAGUAUAGUUUUAUAUAAAAAGGAUAACUUUUAUGAAUGUUCCACUAUUUUUAUUUGUAUGAAAUUCACCAAGGAGGACGGUCCUCCCCCUCCUCCUCUGAGGAACCUCCACUGUUUGGGAUGCUCUGGAUCAAAGUGUACGACAGCGUGUUCCAGUUCCCGCCAAUAUCCAGCAACUUCGCACAGUCAUUGAAGAGGAGUGGGACAACAUUCCACAAUCAACAGCCUGAUCAACUCUAUGCGAAGGAGAUGUGUCACUCAACGUAUUUUUGUUCAGUGUACGUUUUUUCCUCAUUGGACCUGUGUUUACAAUGCAUCCAAUUUCAGUUUGUGUAGUUGUUGGUUUAGCUUUCUGUAACUGUAUUGCAGUUCUGUAAACGGACAUGCAGUACGGUCUGCAUGUGUAGCAACAUAUUGCGUCAUGAUUGCAAGGUGUUCCAAUAUCUUUUCCAACUGUCCCGUUAUCUGGUUUUAAUAUCCAUUCUAGAAUUCCCAUUCUAGAAUGCCCUUCUAGAAAAUCAGAACCAAGUAUUCAACAAUGCUGUGGUAUAAUUUUUUAUAGUAUAAUCUUUGAGAACUAACAAUCACCAAAAUAAAAGCUAGACAGUCAGGGAGAAUUGAAAAUUCCAAAAACAAUGAAUUUAGCAGUAUUUGUUAUUAUGUUUGAACAAAAGAAUAGCAUUAGCCAUGGCAAAAUGCAUAUAAUUGCAGGAAAUUAGCUUAGAUGGAGAGAUGGAUGAGAGAUUGCUACAUGGAUGGAGGAUAAUAAAAACUUUAAAAAACCUUCUUCGUCGAUCCACUUCAUGGUGAAGAGCUGGUCAUUGUCCAUGGAGCACAUGUCUUUGACCUCCCCGUACAGACCCUCGUAGGAGAUGGAUGGCUCAAAGUGUGUGAUCAUGAUGUCCCUGGGAGAAGACCGGAGAGAGGGGGGGCGACAGUCAGGGACAAUACACUAAGUACACACACUUAUUUACAGAAUUGUUAUUCUGUCAGACUUGGGCCCUGACAGUGAAUCUCAGUAAGACAAAAAUAAAGGUGUUCCAACAAAUGUCCAGUUGCCAGGACAACAAAUACUAAUUAUAUCUAGACACUGUUGUCCUAGAGAACACUAAUAAUUAUACCUACCUCAGCCUAAACAUCAACACCACAGGUAACUUCCACAAGGCUGUGAACGAUCUAAUAGACAAGGCAAGAAGGGCGUUCUAUGCCAUCAAAAAGACCAUAAAACUCCACAUCCGAAUUAGGAUCCGGCUAAAAACUCAUUGCCCUCUAUGGUUGUGAGGUCUGGGGUCCACUCACCAAUCAAGAAUUCACAAAAAAAUUGGACAAACACACAAUGGAGGCAGCGCGCAGAAUUCUGCAAAAAUAUACUGUGUGUACAACACAAAAUCCCAAACAGAGCAGAAAUAGGACUAUACCCGCUAGUUACCAAAAUCCAGAAAAGAGCUGUUAAAUUCUACAACAACUUAAAGAGGGCGAUGCCCACAUAUUCCACCACAAAGCCCAAACCUACAGAGAGAUUAACCUAGAGAACAGGACCCUCAGCCAGCUGGUUCUGGGGCUCUGUUCACAUACCCAAACAGACCCCACCGAGCCCCAGGACAGCAACACAACUAGACCCAACCAAACUAUGACACGGCAAAAAGAUAACUAUUUGACACACUGGAAAGAAUCAACCAAAGAAACUGAGCAAAUUUGGAAUGCUAUCUGGCCCUAAACAGAGAGUAGACAUUUGACAUUUUAGUCAUUUAGCAGAAGCUCUUAUCCACAGCGACUUACAGUUAGUGCAUUCAUCUUAAGAUAGCUUGGUGGGACAACCACAUAUCACAGUAAGUACAUUUUUGCUCAAAGUAGCUAAUAGCAAGGUCAGAGCUAGUAAGAAGAAGAGAAAGUUGAAAAUUAAGGUGCAAGUCUUAAUUCACAAAAGGCAUUAUUUUUUAAAUGUUAGUCUUUUUUUGUUUUGUUUUUUUGACCACUGACUGACCCAAAAUUAGGGAAGUCCUUAUGUACAGACUCCGUGAGCAUAGCCUUGCUAUACUGCUGCACCACAGAGCAUCUUUACUGGUUGCAUCACCGCUUGGUAUGGCAACUACUUGGCAUCAGACCGCAAGGCCCUACAGAGGGUAGAGCGUACAGCCCAGUAUAUCACUGGGGCCGAGCUCCUUACCAUCCAGGACGUCUAUACCGGGCGGUGUAAGAGGAAGGCCCUAACAAUUGUCAAAGACUCCAGCCACCCAAGUCAGACUGUUCUCUCUGCUACCGCACGGCAAGCAGUACCGAUGCACCAAGUCUGGAACCAACAGGACCCUGAACAGCGUCUACCCACAAGCCAUAAGACAUCUAAAUAGUUAGUGUUAGAUUAAUUUGUAUUUUAAGAAUAAUGACUAAAGGAUUUCACCCCAAAUACAGUAUAAAUGUGUGAACUGUGUUAGAAUUAUAAUGUAUUGUCAACCUACUAACAGAGGGGGGCGGGACUAAACAUUCCAGGGUGAAGGGGACUGAGAAAAUGGGUUACAGGGGGCCUCCUAGAGGUGGGCGGAGCAGGGUGCCUUUGUGUGGAAGGAGUAUAAAACAGUAUGUAUGUGUUUUGGGCGGGAGAGCUCUCCAUGAAUAAAGAUACAGAUAAUCCUUGUGGGUUGUGGACCUUGAAUCAUUUAUGAUUAAAACCAGAGCCUUACAACCUCUGGUAAUGAUUCAAGCUUAGGUUGAAUUAGAGAUAGAAAUUCUCGUAACAGUUAGUUACAUAGCAAAAUAGCUACCCGGACUAUAUGCAUUCACCCUUUUUGCAACAACUCCUGACUUAUCACAUACGCUGCUGCUACUGUUUAUUGUCCAUCCUGUUGCCAAGUCACUUUCUCCCUACCUACAGUGCAUUCGGAAAGUAUUCAGACGCCUUGACUAUUUCCACAUUUUGUUACGUUACAGCCUUAUUCUAAAAUUGAUUAAAAUGACAAAGUGAAGAGGUUUAGACAUUUUUGCUGAUUUAUUAAAAAUAAAACAGAAAUACCUUAUUUACAUAAGUAUUCAGACCCUUUGAUAUGAGACUCGAAAUUGAGCUCAGGUGCAUCCCGUUUCCAUUGAUCAUCCUUGAGAUGUUUCUACAACUUGAUUGGAAUCCACCUGUUGUAAAUUCAAUUGAUUGGACAUGAUUUGGAAAGGCACACACGUGUGUGUGUGUGUGUGUGUGUGUGUGUGUGUGUGUGUGUGUGUGUGUGUGUGUGUGUACAAAUACAAAUUUAUAUAUACACAUACAUACAUAUAUACACACACACCACACACUACCGUUCAAAAGUUUGGGGUCACUUAGAAAUGUCCUUGUUUUCGAAAGAAAAGCAAUCUUUUUGUCCAUUAAAAUAACAUCAAAUUGAUCAGAAAUACAUUGUAGACAUUGUUAAUGUUGUAAAUGGCUAUUGUAGCUGGAAACGGCUGAUUUUUAAUGGAAUAUCUACAUAGGCGUACAGAGGCCCAUUAUCAGCAACCAUCAGUCCUGUGUUCCAAUGGCACGUUGUGUUUGCUAAUCCAAGUUUAUCAUUUUAAAAGGCUAAUUGAUCAUUAGAAACCCCUUUUGCAAUUAUGUUAGCACAGCUGAAAACUGUUGUGCUGAUUAAAGAAGCGAUAAAACUGGCCUUCUUGAGACUAGUUGAGUAUCUGGAGCAUCAGAAAUUGUGAGUUCAAUUACAGGCUCAAAAUGGCCAGAAACAAAUAACUUUCUUCUGAAACUCGUCAGUCUAUUCUUGUUCUGUGAAAUGAAGGCUUUUCCAUGCGAGAAAAUGCCAAGAAACUGAAGAUCUCGUACAACGCUGUGUACUACUCCCUUCACAGAACAGCGCAAACUGGCUCUAACCAGAAUAGAAAGAGGAGUGGGAGGCCCCGGUGCACAACUGAGCAAGAGGACAAAUACAUUAGUGUCUAGUUUGAGAAACAGACGCCUCACAGGUCCUCAACUGGCAGCUUCAUUAAAAUAGUACCCGCAAAACACCAGUAUCAACGUCAACAGUGAAGAGGCGACUUCGGGAUGCUGACCUUCUAGGCAGAGUAGCAAAGAAAAAGCCAUAUCUCAGACUGGCCAAUAAAAAUAAAAGAUUAAGAUGGGCAAAAGAGCACAGAUACUGGACAGAGGAAGAUUGGAAAAAAGUGUUAUGGACAGACAAAUCAAAGUUUGAGGUGUUCGGAUCACAAAGAAGAACAUUUGUGAGACGCAGACCAAAUGAAAAGAUGCUGGAGGAGUACUUGAUGCCAUCUGUCAAGCAUGGUGGAGGCAAUGUGAUGGUCUGGGGGUGCUUUGGUGGUGGUAAAGUGGGAUAUUUGUACAGGGUAAAAGGGAUCUUGAAGAAGGAAGGCUAUCACUCCAUUUUGCAAGGCCAUGCCAUAUCCUGUGGACGGCGCUUGAUUGGAGCCAAUUUCCUCCUACAACAGGACAAUGAACCAAACCACAGCUCCGAACUAUGCAAUAACUAUUUAGGGAAGAAGCAGUCAGCUGGUAUUCUGUCUAUAAUGGAGUGGCCAGCACAGUCACCGGAUCUCAACCCUAUUGAGCUGUUGUGGGAGCAGCUUGACCGUAAGAAGUGCCCAUCAAGCCAAUCCAACUUGUGGGAGGUGCUUCAGGAAGCAUGGGGUGAAAUCUCUUCAGAUUACCUCAACAAAUUGACAACUAGAAUGCCAAAGGUCUGCAAGGCUGUAAUUGCUGCAAAUGGAGGAUUCUUUGACGAUAGCAAAGUUUUAAGGACACAAUUAUUAUUUCAAUUAAAAAAAUGUAUUUCUAACCUUGUCAAUGACUACAUUUCCUAUUCAUUUUGCUAUAUUUCCUAUUCAAACUCAUUUCAUGUAUGUUGUCAUGGAAAUCAAGGAAAUGUCUAAGUGACCCCAAACUUUUGAACGAUAGUGUAUAUAUACAUACAGUGCGUUCGGAAAGUAUUCAGACUCCUUGACUUUUUCCACAUUUUGUUACAUUACAGCCUUGUUCUAAAAUUGAUUAAAAUUGUCGUCCCCCCCUCAUCAAUCUACACAAUACUCCAUAAUGACAAAGUAAAAACAGGUUGACAUUUUUGCAAAUUUAUUUAAAAUAAAAAACGGAAAUAUCACAUUUACGUAAGUAUUCAGACCCUUUAUUCAGUACUUUGUUGAAGCACCUUUGGCAGCGAUUACAGCCUCGAAUCUUCUAGGGUGUGACGCUACAGGUUGGUACGUGUGAUUAGGGUCAUUGUCCUGUUGGAAGGUGAACCUAAGCCUCAGUCUGAGGUCCUGAGCACUCUGGAGCAGGUUUUCAUUAAGGAUCUCUCUGUACUUUGCUCCAUUCAUCUUUCCCUCGAUCCUGACUCUCAGACCCUGGCGCUGAAAAACAGCAUGAUGCUGCCACCCCAUGCUUCACCGUAGGGAUGGUGCCAAGUUUCCUCCAGACGUGACGCUUGGCAUUCAGGCCAAAGAGUUCAAUCUUGGUUUCAUCAGACCAGAGAAUCUUGUUUCUCGUGGUCUGAGAGUCUUUAGGUGCCUUUUGGCAAACUCCAAGCGGGCUGUCAUGUGCCUUUUACUGAGGAGUGUGUUCCGUCUGGCCACUCUACCAUAAAGGCCUGAUUGGUGGAGUGCUGCAGAGAUGGUUGUCCUUCUGGAAGAUUCUCCCAUCUCCACAGAGGAACUCUGGAGCUCGGUCAGAGUGACAAUCGGGUUCUUGGUCACCUCCCUGACCAAGGCCCUUCUCCCCCGAUUGCUCAGUUUGGCCGGGCGGCCAGCUCUAGGAAGAGUCUAGGUGGUUCCAAACAUCUUCCAUUUAAGAAUGAUGGGGACCUUCAAUGCUGCAGACAUUUUUUGGUACCCUUCCCCAGAUCUGUGCCUCGACACAAUCCUGUCUCGGAGCUCUACGGACAAUUCCUUCAACCUCAUGAUUGGUUUUUGCUCUGACAUGCACUGUCAACUGUGCCUUUCCAAAUCAUGCCCAAUCAAUUGAAUUCACCACAGGUGGACUCCAAUCAAGAUGUAGAAACAUCAAGGAUGAUCAAUGGAAACAGGAUGCACCUGAGCUCAAUUUCAAGUCGCAUAGCAAAGGGUCUGAAUACUUAUGUAAAUAAGGUAUUUGUUUCUUAUUUUUAAUACCUUUGCAAAAAUGUCUAAAAACCUGUUUUCCCUUUGUCAUUAUGGGGUAUUGUGUGUAGAUGUGGAAAAAUCAUCAAAUGUGAAUACUUUUCCCGAAUGCACUGUAGGUGCGAAGAUGCAUUCAAAAUCCAAGUCCAGGCACUCGUGUGGGUUUGAAAGUUAAAAAGCCUUUAAUGUGUGGCCAAUAACCAAUUGGCUUACACCUUCAUCCUUAUGCUUUCAAUAUAUUACUGUGUGUUCUAUUACAUUCUGAUGGAGUGUGAGCCCAUAGUACUUUCAAAUAGAGCUGGGACGAUAAACUGAAAAUUACCCACACUGCCCUCUUCCCCAAGCAAUUUUGCUAACGUUGGUCAUUUCGGAGAUUAGGCAACAAUGUUUUUUGGCUCUAAAACCAAUUUUUGGUCAACAGUACUGUGCAUGAACAUGCCAUGAAAUAAUCCCAUAGAAAAUCUGUGGAGGGAGCUGAAGGUUCGAGUUGCCAAACGUCAGCUUCGAAACCUUAAUGACUUGGAGAAGAUCUGCAAAGAGGAGUGGGACAAAAUCCCUCCUGAGAUGUGUGCAAACCUGGUGGCCAACUACAAGAAACGUCUGACCUAUGUGAUUGCCAACAAGGGUUUUGCCACCAAGUACUAAGUCAUGUUUUGCAGAGGGGUCAAAUACUUAUUUCCCUCAUUAAAAUGCAAAUUAAUUUAUAACAUUUUUGACAUGCGUUUUUUCUGGAUCUUUUUGUUGUUAUUCUGUCUCUCACUGUUCAAAUAAACCUACCAUUAAAAUUAGACUGAUCAUGUCUUUGUCAGUGGGCAAACGUAGAAAAUCAGCAGGGGAUCAAAUACUUUUUUCCCCUCACUGUAUCUGGGCCUACAAAUGGAACGUUUUUGAAUGACAUUACAUUUACUGUAAGUCCAAUAGCAUGGCCAUCUAGCAACAAUAUCACAUUUACAGUUCGCAAUCUAGCUAAUGUGUUUUGAGUUCCCACUUCCUUAGAUGGUAAAUCUAGCAUAUAGCCUAGGCCAGGGUUGCCCAACUGGUGAGCUCAUCAUGUUUUUUGUUUGUUAUCGUUUUUAUAAAAUGGAAAUACCAGUCGAUGUAAAUACAUUUGACUGGUAAUGUUUAUCGGUCUAAUUUGCAUAAUUUCGUGGAAUUAGCGUGUAUACAGUAUAUACGUUAUGUAUCUUAUUUACCACACUUUUUUUAUGUAGCCUACUGGUUGUAUGAAUUUGGGAUCUAUCGUCCCACAACUGUCCCAGAAUCUGUUUGGAAUAGGCUAUUUCUUUCACGAUAAACUGACCAAUAGAAUAGGUCAACUUUUCUACUAAGGGGGAUAGUAGAUUGACAUAGGAUAGUGAUUUUGCUGUUCGUUACUCAUCUUGUUGGCUGACGAAAAGUAAACGUGGACAGUUAUUCUAAAAUCACAUUUACAUAAAAUCUUCAAAGUGCACAUCUGAAUUCAUUGUUACAUCCUCAACCUGCAUGUUCUGUUAACAUGAAUUACCAUAAUCUAUGAUUUCUGUCAUUCUGAGCACCGUGAGUGGACACCAUAAUCAGGUUAAGUACCAAAUGCAUAUGGGUCCGGUAAAUUAAAACGCUGCCGGUGAAAUUUCCGGCGCCACAUUUUCCUAAUGGAAACCCUAUUCUUGCAGUCAAUUUGCAGUCAAAAAUUAUUUGUAAUUAUGCACGCAGCUGAAUAUAGUUGAUGAUCCCUGGCCUAGGCCAAUAUGCACAAAAACAUGCAGGCAAUUUAAUUUCUAAAGAGACAAAUUAAGAUAUGAUUAUUCUGGAUCCUAUUUUGACAUGUUGCACAUAAAAAUAUCCAUCAUGCAUUCCCUGGACAUGUUAGAUGAACUAGCUAACUUCUUUCACGUCUUAUUUGGCACUGGAAAAAGUCAGUCUAGAGCCCUCCGGCUAAUGGAAAGGAACUGUGCUUAAUUGCAUUUUUUUAUUUUUUUAUUGUUGCAUUUAUCGUUAGAGCAAAAUUCGUCCAUUUAUUUUACGAUAUGACUUUUUGUCCAUAUUGUCCAGCUCUACUUUCACAUCACAUGUCAGUCAGGUAAGCAGGAGCUGAAGGUAGUAGAAGUAGGUCUAUCUGAACACUGCAUGCUACUGCCAUAUGUGUGGCAAUAAAGAAUAUGGCAGUGUACAACAGCGUGUGCAGAUAUUUCUACUCUUUAAAUUGUUGUAUAGGCCUACAUUACUUUGAAGUUCAUAGGCUACUGUAAGUGAGCAUCAUUCUAGCCUUGGAAUGACAGAGGUUCUGAGCUGGCAGAAAAUUGGCUGGUAUAGGCCGUCUCAUAAUCCCUCCCCCGCCUCCCUCUCUCGCUUCCUCCUUCAUAUUCUCUCCUUCUGCCUCCCUCUCUUGAUUCCCUCUCUUUUUCUCUUCCUUAGUCACAUUUUCGCUCCUCUCGCUUCCUCCCUCGCACUCUCUUCUACCUCUUCCUCCCCCUCCAUACAGUUUGUGUUAAUUAGUGACAGCACAGGAGGAGUGUUGACCCUCAUUCUGGUAGCUACACUCCCACCUCUACAGGCCCCCACGUCCUUCUUAGCACCAUGGCUGGUAGGAGCAGGAACAGACACAGACACGUGUUUUCUCUCAAAUGACACCCCAUUCAUUCAGCCACACAGUACUGUUACUACACUAGCAGAGCCAGUAUCAAUGCCAGUGCACUGCUCCAUCUACGUGACGUCCAGCCAGGUAACUGGGCCUGGGCAGUAGCUGUUCAUUAAAGUCGAACUGACCGUGUUUUAGCAACAUGAAAUCUUAUUAUAAUCUGUUCAUAUACACCCCCAGAAUGACACUUUUUAAAACAUUUUCUGACAAGCAAGCACUUAGAUAUGGUCAUUUUCACGUUUUCAUAAAUUAAUAGAACGUUUGGGAAUAACGUAUAGUAUGGCAUUUGUGAUAAUUCUAUAGCGGGCGUGCAUUUGGACAACUAAUAGAGACACUGAAGUAAAUAAAACCUAAUAAAAACAUGUCAUUACCACGACCGGAGUCUACGCAGACCGGUGCGCCAUAGCCAAUCAGAGCUACAGUAGGCCUAUAUGCAAAUAAGCCAUUUGCCACACGGGUCUGCCAUCAUUCACUUUGAACUGGGCACUUUGAACUGGACAUCUUUAGAACGCAUUCACCAAAAGCCACAAAAUACACCUGAAUGGAUUUUUGCAAAUAUGUAAAUACCACGGGAGGCCUCUUACAUUUGGGAACUUCACAGUCCUAUUGAUCAAACAACCAUGAAAAGGUAGGCUCUCUCUCCCUCAGUUGCGUAUGCACACCUACAAGAUCAACAACUAAUGCUAGCCAGAGAGAGAUAAGCUAAAACCUAACGAGGGAACAUUAGAUAAACCCUCAAGAAAGUUGGCUGUCAAAAUUGCACUGAAACGAUGGGAAAUAGUAGCCUGCUUGUCCCUCUAUAGCUUGCCUGCCUAUGCAUGCUUGUCCCAACCCACGUUUUGACAACUGAAUGGGAACUUGCCUGCCCGCCCUUUUGAUCGAUGCCAAAUACAUUAGAUUGACAAUGAAGCGAUAUGCUAACUGUGGCUAACAGUUGUUCAAGUUCAGCAUAGCUAGCUAGCAAAGUGAUUCACAUUUCUUGCUAGCUAACCAAAUGACACCUGCAUCACUAGCUGUAGCUACGAAAAACGGAUAUCAGGGGGAAAGGUUUGUCCCCCACUGCGCUAACGACAUGACAUCCUCCCAGUAGCUAGCUAACGUUAGGCUCCGUGUUUUUAGCUUGCUAAAUAAAUAACUACAUAAAUAGAUACGAUAGCCCAGGGGUGUCAAACUCCAAAAUCAGCCCCCAGGCCAUAUAAAAAAUAACAAUAUAAUAAAUGAGGGCCAGACAUAGCCUAUUUGUUUUUACAAAAAAACGUGUAACUGCGAUCCAAACUGGCCAUUCUUGUAUUACAAAAAAUAUGGUCCUUUAUAACUUUUGUACACUUAUGUACAAAGGAUGCUGUAUAGUAUUUUAAGAUAUUAAAACCAAAUAUAAAUAAUAUAUUUGUCCAGCCUUUGCUGCUAUGCUUGCAGAUGUGCAUAAUAUGCUGUGAACCUAAUCAAAAAGUGUUUAAUAACUCCAAAUAACAAAAACUUAGCUAUAGGUUUGUUGUAACAUUUAACAUUUUUUUUGCACUGCAUGGAUCACCGGUGCAGUUGAAUGCAGCAUUGCUGUAUGGCACACUCAAAAUGUAUUGGAGUAGCCAGCUUUGUCUACUGCUCAAAUGUUGCUGUAAUAGGCCUACAUGUUUCUCAUUUGCAUGGUGUUUUGUUGCAGGUUUUGCUUUGGUUAUUCAUUGUCAAGCUUUAAAAACCGAAGCCAGACUGCAAAAUUUUAGUAGCCUAGCUAGGACUGUAAACAUUACACACGAAAGCAGCGCAAUUGAAGUUGAAUUCGCCAAUGAGAGCGCAUCAGGCUGUAAUUUCAUAAAGUAUUUGACUCAACUGUUUAUACUCGCUUGUGGGUCCUAUUCAGCCCGCGGGCCUUGUGUUUGACACAUGCGCUAGCCUAUUAGCCACGUUAUGAUUGACUUGUGAUCAUUGCCCUUGCUAGUUUGAUUGUAUUGGCAUUCCCAGCCUCAGCUCCAGUCGUCCAUUUUUGUUCAAAAUAUUAAGUCAUUGAAACUGAAACAGUGCAUACCGAAUGGGUGGAGGCAGAAAACAAUGUACCAGGCCAGCUAUAAUUUACAAUCUAAUAGCAAUAUUUUUGGGACUAUCAAGAAAUGAAUUGGUAAAUUAUAUUAAUCAUGCGUUAAACUGCAUCCAUCUAGUCUGCCAACAAUGCCUGGAAUUUUUUGUCAAAUAGAACCCAUUUUUAAAUCCUCUUAUAAAGGCGGUUUUGAAGUAUAAACUGGACAUUUUAUAUUUUUGACUGUUCCAUAUCGGCAAAGUAGUUCAAACGAUGUCAGUUCCACUUUAAACACCUAGCUACUACACUGUGGUUAAAGUUUACCCAGCUAGCAGAAGCACUCUAACAAAGAAACUGCUGUUACUCCCCUACACAGAGCAGGUCUGUAGGCGCUAAAGUCUCACAAAACUAAUGGAUAUUGACAUGGAUGGACAGUAAAGAAACUAAAACAACCUCUAAGCCUAAAUGAAACUGUUGACCUGCCUUGGGGCUGUGCCUGUGCUGUGGGGAUAGCUACAUUACAGUGACAAUCACAGAUUGUGUAAUAGUUGCUCAUCACUGGUGAGUAACAGAAGAAAUGCCAUUCUACAGUGAGGGAAAAAAGUAUUUUAUCCCCUGCUGAUUUUGUACGUUUGCUAUAAUUUUAAUGGUAGGUUUAUUUGAACAGUGACAGACAGAAUAACAACAACAAAAAUCCAGAAAAACGCAUGUCAAAAAUGUUAUAAAUUGAUUAGCAUUUUAAUUAGGGAAAUAAGUAUUUGACCCCCUCUCAAUCAGAAAGAUUUCUGGCUCCCAGGUGUCUUUUAUACAGGUAACGAGCUGAGAUUAGGAGCACACUCUUAAAGGGAGUGCUCCUAAUCUCAGUUUGUUAACUGUAUAAAAGACACGUGUCAACAGAAGGAAUAAAUAAAUUAGAUUCCAAACUCUCCACCAUGGCCAAGACCAAAGAGCUCUCCAAGGAUGUCAGGGACAAGAUUGUAGACCUACACAAGGCUGGAAUGGGCUACAAGACCAUCGCCAAGCAGCUUGGUGAGAAGGUGACAACAGAACUGUCAAUCUCCCUCGGCCUGGGGCUCCAUGCAAGAUCUCACCUCGUGGAGUUGCAAUGAUCAUGAGAACGGUGAGGAAUCAGCCCAGAACUACACGGGAGGAUCUUGUCAAUGAUCUCAAGGCAGCUGGGACCAUAGUCACCAAGAAAACAAUUGGUAACACACUACGCCGUGAAGGACUGACAUCCUGCAGCGCCCGCAAGGUCCCCCUGCUCAAGAAAGCACAUAUACAGGGCUGUCUGAAGUUUGCCAAUGAACAUCUGAAUGAUUCAGAGGAGAACUGGGUGAAAGUGUUGUGGUCAGAUGAGACCAAAAUCGAGCUCUUUGGCAUCAACUCAACUCGCCGUGUUUGGAGGAGGAGGAAUGCUGCCUAUGACCCCAAGAACACCAUCCCCACCGUCAAACAUGGAGGUGGAAACAUUAUGCUUUGGGGGUGUUUUUCUGCUAAGGGGACAGGACAACUUCACCGCAUCAAAGGGACGAUGGACGGGGCCAUGUACCGUCAAAUCUUGGGUGAGAACCUCCUUCCCUCAGCCAGGGCAUUGAAAAUGGGUCGUGGAUGGGUAUUCCAGCAUGACAAUGACCCAAAACACACGGCCAAGGCAACAAAGGAGUAGCUCAAGAAGAAGCACAUUAAGGUCCUGGAGUGGCCUAGCCAGUCUCCAGACCUUAAUCCCAUAGAAAAUCUGUGGAGGGAGCUGAAAGUUCGAGUUGCCAAACGUCAGCCUCGAAACCUUAAUGACUUGGAGAAGAUCUGCAAAGUGGAUUGGAACAAAAUCCCUCCUGAGAUGUGUGCAAACCUGCUGGCCAACUACAAGAAACGUCUGACCUCUGAUUGCCAACAAGGGUUUUGCCACCAAGUACUAAGUCAUGUUUUGCAGAGGGGUCAAAUACUUAUUUCCCUCAUUAAAAUGCAAAUCAAUUUAUACAAUUUUUGACAUGCGUUUUUCUGGAUUUUUUUGUUGUUAUUCUGUCUCUCACCUACCAUUAAAAUGAUAGGCUGAUCAUGUCUUUGUCAGUGGGCAAAUGUACAAAAUCAGCAGGGGAUCAAAUACUUUUUUCCCCUCACUGUAUGAUUCCACUCCACUCUUCUUGUGCAAAGGAAGUUGGUAUAGGCCUACUACUACUACUGUCGCCUUGUAACAGUCAGUCCAACCAAGCUGUAUGAACAAAAUAAGACUAUACACAGUGUACAAAACAUUAGGAACACUUUCCUAAUAUUGAGUUUCCCCCCCUCCUUUUGCCCUCAAUUCAUCGGUGCAUGGACUCUACAAGGUGUCGAAAGCAUUCCACAGGGAUGCUGGCACAUGUUGACUCCAAUGCUUCUCUCGUGUCAAAUUGGCUGAAUGUUCUUUGGGUUGUGGACCAUUCUUGAUACACACGUGAAAUGGUUGAGCGUGAAAAACCCCAGCAGCGUUGCAGUUCUUCACACAAACCGGUGCACCUUGUACCUACUACCAUAACCCGUUCAAAGGCACUUAAAUAUUUUCUCUUGCCCAUUCAACCUCUGAAUGAAUACACAAUCCAUGUCUCAAUUGUCUCAAGGCUUAAAUCCUUCUUUAAUAUGUCUCCCCCCUUCAUCUACACGGAUUGAAGUGGAUUUAACAGGUGACAUCAAUAAGGGAUCAUAGCUUUCACCUGGUCAGUCUAUGUCAUGGAAAGAGCGAGUGUUUCUAAUGUUUUGUACACUCAGUGUACAUGUGAGAGGUAUAAUAUUCAGACACUCUUGGAGAAGGACAUUGAGAGAAUGUAUUUUCUUUGUAGUUUCUGAGCAGUGUUUCUGCAUUAGCCUUCAUAGGGGUACUUCAUUAGUUACCUAUGACAAAAGUCAUUACUAGGAAGAGUGGGAUUCAGCCCCUUGCCCCUGUCGCCACCACCCUCUAAAACCCCAGCGGCAGCCCCAUCUGCUGCUGAGCAGGUAGGUCAUCGGUCACUGGUGAGCACCCAAGCAGGGAGACUGUUGAUCAGUGUGCCCCUCUCCCCAGGCAUCCAUCUCUCUGUCACCACUGGGGGCAUGUACCCUCAAUCUCCAUUGCAGCUAUAACCACCCUGCUCUUCUGCACCUCUACAGUCCCUGUAG